AUGAGAACUGCAGCUCUCCCAACUUUUAGAAAAUUGUAUGGAAAAAUAGAAGUGGAUAUUCAAGCAGGAGAAACUAUAACUGUUGUAUUAGAGAACAACUACAACACUUAUAGUUUUAGUGGCAAGAAGAAACUUGUGCUUUCAACCACAAGUUGGCUUGGAGGAAAGAAUAACUUUAUUGGCAUCGCGUAUCUUGCUGUUGGUGGAUUAUGCUUCAUACUAGCUACAACUUUCACUCUCAUAUAUUUAGUUAAACCAAGGCAUCUUGGAGAUCCGACUUAUUUGUCAUGGAACAGAAACCCAGGUGGUCAUUGAUGUGGGAUUCUGAUGUUGUAUGUAUGUAUGUAAUCUUUUAUUUUUUGUUUUUUGAGAUAAGACUUGAAGAUAGAUAAUUAUUUGUAUCAUUGAGCACAAAAUGAAACAUGUAUUUUGAUGUCAUUUGAGUAUUACACCGAAUGUUACUUGCUGUUAAUCCAUUUCUUGAAUCCUCA
Lactuca virosa is the source of this 491-nucleotide messenger RNA. NCBI's taxonomy places the organism in Eukaryota, Viridiplantae, Streptophyta, Magnoliopsida, Asterales, Asteraceae. The record is from the annotation of a GenBank genome assembly.